Coregonus clupeaformis (lake whitefish) is the source of this 1340-nucleotide messenger RNA. RefSeq lists its product as uncharacterized. The transcript has 4 exons. The record is from RefSeq and is a predicted model, not a curated record. The coding region runs from base 88 to 1131 and encodes 347 amino acids. NCBI's taxonomy places the organism in Eukaryota, Metazoa, Chordata, Actinopteri, Salmoniformes, Salmonidae.
UGAGGAGGGGGUGGUGGUGGUGGUGGUGGCAGGACAACAAAGUGUUUGUCCACGAUUAUUCAGCGCUGUUAUUGGCUGUCUUGUUGCAUGUCCACCCCAUUGCCCUGGCGACCAACGAUCAUGUCGUACCGCACGCCCAAUUUCACCAUGCAGCAGAAGCUCUACUUCCUGCAGAGGAUCCAGGGUGUGGUGCACACAGUACAGGACUUCAGGAAGGACACCAACACCACUGUGCACCGCAACGCCGUGUGGGGCGAGGUGGUGGAAGCCUUCAACGCCGCCUUCCCCGACCGGCCACCCAGCUCGGUGGGCACCAUGAAGACCCUGUGGAAGAGGCUGAAGGUGGAGAGCCGCCAGGCGCUGCACCGGCGCCAGGAGCAGGUGGUCGCCGGCAUGCCUGUCAUAGCCCUGACCGAGGUUCAGCAGGAGAUCACAGCCAUGGUGCCCAACCUCAUCUCCAACCAGGAUGACAUGGACGGAGAGAUGGGCUACGCAAGCCUCAGGCCUGGCUCCCCCACAGCAGUGACAUGUACUGCAGGGACCAGUGGGAGUGACCAGGAGGAUGCUGAUAACAGUCACAAUGAGGAGUAUGAGAGUAAAGACCAUGUAGCCAUGAGCAUCGGCAUCGCCUCCUCCACAGCACUAGCAGGAAGUGAUGGACCCCUCCGGAUCCCCUUCUCCACCAGCCAGCCCAACACCUCCACUCUCACCCACAGUGAAACCUCCUGGUCUGGGACGUCCCCCUCCUUCCCCCCUCUGCCCAUCCCAUCUGCCUCAUCCUCCAGCCUGCUCAACUCUUGCCGUGUGAACUUUGACCUGCCCUACAUCCCCCGGGCAACCCUGCAACCCCUCACCUCUCUGGCAGCGGCAGCAGGGCGAGAGGCUGAGGACCCACGGUAUGGGCCGCGCAUGCUGGAACUGUCGGAGUUGGAACAUGAGCAGAGAAUCAGAGUUCUACAGAUGGAACAGAAGGUUCUAGAAGACAAGAGGAAGGCGGUGAGGCAGAAGGAGAAAGCCUACAGGCUAAAAAAGAGAUACUACCAGGCUAAACUGAAGAAGAUGGGGGAAGAGGUACGACCGUCCUCGAGUAGCGAGGACACAGAGGACGAUAAUCACGAUCAAAUCAUUUGACUGUUAUUUUGUUGUUGAUUUUAUUUUUUUUAUGAAGAUAAUUGUACAGUUUUUGACAGUUUCAGGUAUUUCAGGUACAAAGUGACAUCUUUGUUUUGGUAGUCAUUUUCAUUGCUGCUCAGGAUCUGUAGGAGUUUUGUUGUAAUGGGCUGGUAGAGAUCUCUGAAUCUGAAAAGAUACCUGGCAAAUAAAAAUACCUGAAAGAGCGA